Fraxinus pennsylvanica is the source of this 1095-nucleotide messenger RNA. NCBI's taxonomy places the organism in Eukaryota, Viridiplantae, Streptophyta, Magnoliopsida, Lamiales, Oleaceae. The record is from the annotation of a GenBank genome assembly.
AUGGCAUUACUGGCCUCGGCAAUUGGAUUUGAAGGUUAUGAAAAAAGGCUCGAGAUUUCAUUUUCUGAGCCUGGAAACUUUGUGGAUGCUGGAGAACGUGGCCUCCGAUCUUUGUCCAAAACCCAGUUGGAUGAAAUUCUAAUGCCAGCUCAAUGCACCAUCGUUUCCUCAUUAUCGAACGAUCAAGUUGAUUCGUACGUCCUAUCAGAGUCUAGCCUCUUCGUGUACCCGUACAAGAUAAUUCUCAAAACAUGUGGGACUACAAAACUGCUGCUUUCAAUCCCACCCAUCCUCAAGCUGGCUGAUAGUCAAAAGCUAACCGUGAGAUCUGUAAGAUAUACACGCGGAAAUUUCAUAUUUCCUGGGGCUCAGCCAUUUCCACACCGUAACUUUCCUGAAGAAGUUGCUAUUCUCGACAACCAUUUUCACAAGCUUGGUAUGAGCAGCGAAGCUUAUGUGAUGGGCGGUGCUGAUGAAAAUCAAAAGUGGCAUAUCUACUCAGCUUCUGCUCAAUCAGAAGAUAUUCUUNUCUACUCAGCUUCUGCUCAAUCAGAAGAUAUUCUUGGUCCGCUUUACACUCUAGAGAUGUGCAUGACCUGUCUGGACCAGAUGAAAGCAUCCGUAUUUUACAAGACUGAGUUGAGCUCUGCUGCAAUCAUGACUGAAGUUUCUGGCAUCAGGAAGAUUCUUCCGGAUUCUGAAAUAUGUGAUUUUGAUUUUGAACCUUGUGGUUACUCCAUGAAUUCUAUUGAAGGGGAUGCUGUCUCUACCAUUCACGUCACACCAGAAGAUGGCUUCAGCUAUGCAAGUUUUGAAGCAGUCGGAUAUGAUUUCAAACUGUUGGAUUUGACUCAACUGCUCGAUAGGGUACUGUCUUGUUUUCAACCAGCUAAGUUUUCUGUAGCUUUGCACUCUAAUGCCCAUGCGAUGGAACUGGAUUCGAAGUUCACUUUUGAUGUGAAGAAAUACAUUUGUGGAGAAAGGAGCUGCGAAGUGCUUGGCAAUGGUGGAUCAAUCAUGUAUAGUAGCUUCACUCUCGAUAGUUGCGGGUCUCCCAAAUCAAUUCUGCAUCGCUGUUGGAACGAGAACGACUGA